AUGCCUUUCACUUGCGAAUACUGUGGAAAGUCUUUCUCUUCUAAAAAAAGUCUCAAAGGUCAUUUGAGAACGCACACCCACAGAAUUACCUUUUUACUAACUCAUACCGGGGAGAAGCCCUUUGCCUGCAAACGAUGUGAAAGGACAUUUUCUGUUAAAUCAAACCUCCUGAGACAUUUAAAGACUCAUACUGGGGAGAAGCCUUACCGUU
Molecule: messenger RNA, 211 nt
Organism: Uloborus diversus
Lineage: Eukaryota; Metazoa; Arthropoda; Arachnida; Araneae; Uloboridae
Product: gastrula zinc finger protein XlCGF57.1-like
Exons: 2
Biological process (GO): regulation of transcription by RNA polymerase II
Cellular component (GO): nucleus
Molecular function (GO): RNA polymerase II cis-regulatory region sequence-specific DNA binding; DNA-binding transcription activator activity, RNA polymerase II-specific
Source: RefSeq, a predicted model, not a curated record